Molecule: messenger RNA, 980 nt
Organism: Laetiporus sulphureus 93-53
Lineage: Eukaryota; Fungi; Basidiomycota; Agaricomycetes; Polyporales; Laetiporaceae
Exons: 2
Coding region: 369-857 (162 amino acids)
Biological process (GO): ubiquitin-dependent protein catabolic process; positive regulation of proteasomal ubiquitin-dependent protein catabolic process; protein polyubiquitination
Cellular component (GO): ubiquitin ligase complex; cytoplasm
Molecular function (GO): zinc ion binding; ubiquitin conjugating enzyme binding; ubiquitin protein ligase activity
Source: RefSeq, a predicted model, not a curated record
GGACAUGGCGCGGUACGACAGAGAGAUGGCUAUUGCACUAUCAGAGGGCCGUGACCCACCUCCACGCCCUGUGCGGGCCACAAUCAACGCUUCCGCCGUAUCUCAUGCCGAAGCAACUCCACCGCCUGAGGAGAAUGUGGUCACUGAAACUACAGAAGAACCGACUAUCUCUCAGGUACCUAGCGAACCAUCCCCGGCCAUUGAACCAGUGGAAAUGUAAGCCCAUUUCUGAUUCACAUCUUCAGCCCGUCUAAUCGUGCCUGAAAAGCAUCCAACGUCAAUGUACCGCUUGCAGCGAAUACGCCGACAGUGAUUUCUCUAUUCAGCUAUCCUGUGGGCAUUCUUACGACGAUGAUUGUCUGAACACAAUGUUUCGAAUGGCCACGGUCGAUGAAUCAGCGUUUCCACCUUCUUGCUGCCAGGCUGCAAUCCCACUCGACUCUGUUCGGCAGCUUUUAGAUGACAGUCUUGUUGAGCGCUUCCAGCGAAAGUCUUUGGAAUUCACCACGACCGACCGGGUGUACUGCUACCGACUCACUUGCUCCACGUUUCUUGGAGGCGCGACUUCCCGUCCCUCGUCAUUACGUUGUCCUCAAUGUCGGGCCGAGACGUGCAGCGCCUGCAAGGAGGAGGCCCAUGAAACCCGACCCUGUUCUUCACAUCUGAAUGAAGCUGUACUCGCAUUAGCGAAGGAGCGUCAGUGGCAGCGAUGCCCUGGUUGUCGUCACCUGGUCGAGCUAGUGCUUGGAUGUUACCACAUGCAAUGCAUAUGUAAGAAGCAAUUUUGUUAUCUAUGUGCAGCCACUUGGAAGGAAUGUUCUUGUCCACAGUUCGCAGAAGAGCGUCUUCUACUAUAGAAGGCGACGUAGGUCCGUGCGUGGUACUGAGAAUAUUGCUACGUGUAUCAUCCACCUGUGAUCUACUGGGGCUUUCGCAAUCGGCCCACACGGAUUGCAGAAAUUCUGUAAAUAUACGGGUGU